Molecule: messenger RNA, 1680 nt
Organism: Exophiala oligosperma
Lineage: Eukaryota; Fungi; Ascomycota; Eurotiomycetes; Chaetothyriales; Herpotrichiellaceae
Exons: 1
Coding region: 167-1120 (317 amino acids)
Biological process (GO): protein phosphorylation
Molecular function (GO): protein kinase activity; ATP binding
Source: RefSeq, a predicted model, not a curated record
CUCAUUACGCCGCUAUAACAAUACCCUUGUACUCCGUACAGCGUUGGCACUAUAUGCGCUAGUACUGACACUCACCUUUCCUCUUCCGUUGCAGCCCUCAGGAGAAACAAACCGUUGCGAGACUACUCCAUAGCACCUAUCCAUCUCCCAAACUCCUUUCCAGAAAAUGGAUAUCAUUCACUUGCAAGAAAGAUACAAACUUCUAGGAUGGGGUGACCUUGGCCACAUUUUCGAGCUAUCUGACAACAUUGCUCUGAAGUACGCAACAUCCAAUGACGAUCCGCGUUUCGAGGACGAGAACCGAAUUUUUGACUUGCUUGAACGCCAUCCUCCCUGCCCUCAUAUCGUCCACAGCUUUCUCCGUUUCCCAAAUCUAAAUUUCAUGCAGCGGCUCUCGGGGAAUCUUGAGAUGCGACUUCGAAGCCGACAAAGAAGAAAUUCAGCCACCGACCAUGUCGUGGAAUGUGUUCCUCAUCCCGAGCAUUUAAUUUUAAGAUGGGCAAAAGAGUUGACAACGGCUGCAGCUUGGCUCGAAUCUCUUGGACUAGCACAUGGUGAUAUUCGACCCUCGAACCUCCUUCUUGAUGCCGAAGACCACCUCAAGCUGGCUGACUUUGAUAACACACAUGCUAUUGGGACUGAGGUUGACGUGGGGAGUGCACCAUAUUCUAGAGCACUAGGGGAUGAAGCUGGUGGCCUCCGAGGCUCUUUUGGUCUUCUAGGUCCACGCACUGAACAAUUUGCCAUCGGUUCAGUUUUUUACUAUAUGGUCAGGGGGUAUGAACCAUACGAUAAUCACUACUACGGGGAGGAUCACGGUCCUAUCACAGUCAAUAAGCUGCAGAGAAUGGAAUUCCCUGAUUUGGACUUAAACGACAUAAAGGACCGUAUCAUUCACGACUGCUGGUAUGGGAAAUUUGAUUGUAUCAAGAAUCUCGCAAGGACUGUUGGUUCGCUCGGAAGCCAACAUCAAGUUCUGGGAGAGGCAUUGAGCCCUCAUUUGAUUAAAAUCAGAAGAGAGGAAUGUGAGCAGUAUAUGACGACUUUAGUUCCUGCGCCUCUGCCGCUCGCACACCACGGUUCGGGAAUACUUGUCGACAGCGGCGCGGUUUUGGAUUGAGGCAGAAUUCUUCUAGUCGAGACAUCGGCUGACUCCUUAAUCCAGGUAGACUCCCUCGGAACAUCAUUUGAACGGAAUUCGAAUGGCCUGAUGAAGACUUCCAGAAACAGUUCAGCCGGCCAUCCUGCUCCUUUCUAUGUUUCCGAUAGCUUGUUCUCGAAUUUUAACAGGGAUAGGGUCAAGAGGUUGAGAGGGUUAUGUUUUCGGAGUCCAACAGGGCCGCACGCGUCACAGAGGACGACAGAGUUUGCGUACUUUUCACAAGUUGUCUCCCCUUAUUUUGAUGGCCCGCGUCGGAAUGCGGUAUUUCCUUGACGUUGAAGCUGCAGACCCCUCUGCAGGUACGUAGCCCGCGCCCUGCAUACUCGCCUGGGGAAACUCACGUACAAGAAUUGUGACAUAUUUGGAAGGGGUAUAGCUCUGGGGUUACACAAGACAAGUGUCCGCUCGACGGUGUAAGAAGUUCUUGCGUUGGGCAGAAAAUAUGUACAGUAUUGUGUCUUUUUGGCUAUAGCCGCAUUUCCCCCAUCGCGUCCUCGAUUCAAUACAUAUCAUAAAAU